Messenger RNA from Besnoitia besnoiti, 2511 nucleotides. RefSeq lists its product as uncharacterized. Bases 1 to 2511 code for a protein of 836 amino acids. Lineage: Eukaryota; Apicomplexa; Conoidasida; Eucoccidiorida; Sarcocystidae. The record is from RefSeq and is a predicted model, not a curated record. Gene Ontology annotation, molecular function: methyltransferase activity. The transcript has a single exon.
AUGGAUGCGAAGCACGACGACGAAGUCGCCGCUUCAGGCGGCACCGUGAAGUGGCGCGUGUUCGAGUUCUUCAGCGGCAUUGGAGGCCUCCGCGCGGGCUGGGAUCGCGCCGUGGACAUCUUCAACCGCUCGGGUGUACGCACACUGGAUGCCGCAGGGCGGCACGCCCUCCAGGCGGGCGCGGUAGUCGGCCGCCUCCCCCAUCCGGCUCAUCAUUUUCUCUCUCCCUCCCCCGCGACCCAGGAUCGACACGGGGUCACUCCGCUGCGUCUCCACGCGUCCGUCUGCCGCGCCUACGACGUGAGCGCCACUGCAAACGCAGUCUACGCACACAAUUUCGGAAUCGCUCCGCUCGCGCUCUCGCUGGAGCACCUGCCCUUCAGCUCGCUCGGGCGCGUCCGCGCCGAAGCCCCGCGAAGCGCCGAGCAGGGCCCGCGGAGACAGACAGCGACGUCCCGCGCCGAGGGGGACGGCUGUGACGCGGCGGCGAAUGGGCUGACGCCGCCGCCGACCCUGAGAGGCGAGCCAGGAGACCUGCGAAACGAAGAGACAGAGGCAGAAAAAACUGGUGCCAGAGGCCGCGGCAAGGCAGACGCGACCGCGGCGCCCAGCGCGGUGGCUGCCACGCAGGGAGCUUGCGAGCUGCCUGCUGGCGGCGCGCGCGAACUUUCCAACGAGAGACAGCCAAGGAGCCCAGCGCCUUUCCGGGCGGGGGCUGGUGAGUUCUUCAGAGAGGCGGCGUCCGCGAAGCCUCGGCGCGAGGCGCAUGUCUGGCUACUGUCGCCGCCCUGUCAGCCGUAUACCCGUGGGGGGAAGCGUGAAGACUCGCGCGACCCGCGCGCAAAGAGCAUUCUGCAUCUUUUGGCGUGCCUCGAGAGCCUCGCGGACCCCCCCAAGAUGCUGUUUGUCGAAAACGUCCGCGGGUUCGAGGCCUCUGAGACACACGCGCGCCUCCGCGAGGCCCUGCGGAACCAGGGCUACCGCGUCGAGGAGUUCCUACUCUCCCCGACCCAACUUGGAUUUCCAAACACGCGCGUGAGGUACUACUGCCUCGCCUGGAGGCCGCCGCAGGCAACGAAGCCGAGCGACGCCCGAAGCCCCACGCGCGACGCCGCCUCCGCGGACGCAGGCCGCGGAGACGCAUUGUCUCCGCGCGAAAAUCGCGCAGACUCCGGAGAGACUGGAGACCAGCCUCACGACCGUGACCACACUCACCUCUACGUGAGUCCCCCAGAGGAAGCGCUGCGACUCUGGUGCGACGCCAGCGGUGUCGCUUUGCUCCCUCUGAAGCCCGAGUCGCCUCUGCCCGAUGAAGCUGGACACGCGCCGCGCUCUAAGGCGUCGCCGCCUCGAUUUGCGGACGCUUCGAUAUCUUCGCACGUUGUUCUGUCUCCGUCGGGGGGUGCAGGGCAGGCUUCGCUUGCUUCCUCUUCGCCUAAAGCUUCAGUCUCGUACUCCACCCUGUCGCGUCGCCAGCCCGUCGCGCGGCGAAUCGGCGACUUCCUCGACGCCUCGCUCUCUCCGGAGGCGCUGGCGGCUCUGCGCGUCCCGCCCGCGAAGCUGAAAAAGUUCGUCGCUUUCGCGCAGGCCAACUGUACGCAUGCUUGUUCGGCAGCCAAGCCGCCGCGCGCCUCCUCGCACGCGCCUCGUAAAGGUGAAAAGCGCCACAAGCGUGGCGGGCGCCCAGGCGACAGUCGCCUUCCGGAAGGCGACUCAAAUGGCGAGGCAAAACACAGGGGGGACGAUGCGAAGGUGGAAGCGGAAUCCGGAGAAGCCACGUCGCCAGGCGCUGAACAGGGAGCCCGCGAGGAGAGAGAGGAGAGGGGGAAACGCGCCGCAGAAGCAGGGGAAAGUUUGGAGGCUGUGGGCAGCAGGGGGAAGGCAGAUUGUCCGUGUGUGUGCUGUCAAGAAGGGAAGUGUCGCUGCGAAGAGUUCGCGUUUCGGCUCGACAUUGUCACUCCGCAGUCCGUCGCGAGCAGCACCUUCACGAAGGGAUACGCCACGAACCUCCACACCGGCGGCCCCCUUCUCCUCGUCGAAGCGGCGUCGCCGACGUCCUCUCCUUCUCCUUUUCCGCCGUCUUCUUCGGCGAACGCUGCACCUUCUGAGUCCUCUUCGGAAUCGCCCUCAGUGCCUCCGCCGCCCGGCUCCGCCCUGCGACCGCGUGCAGCGGACGGAGCGAGUGCGCGGCUGCUCGGCGACGCAUACGAGCACAUCUUCGCGACGGAGGCGUUAGAUGCGUCGCGGUUUCUCCACAGGCUUGAUGAGGGGGAUUUCAUUCGCUUCUUUUCGUCGAGCGAGCUCUUGCGCUUGCAUGGCUACCCGCCCUCUUUCGCCUUUCCGCCGGCACUGGCGAACAAAAAGGCCGCGAGCUUGGUAGGGAACUCUGUCAACGUUUCGGUGAUCGCGGUGCUGUUGCUCCACCUCCUUCUCCAGUUCUUCGCGCCCGACGCCGCUCAAGAAGGGGCUAAGCAGGGCCGGAGGGAACACGGAAAUGCAGAGAACAUUUGA